Messenger RNA from Galleria mellonella (greater wax moth), 3840 nucleotides. RefSeq names its product regulator of nonsense transcripts 2 (gene Upf2). Gene Ontology annotation, molecular function: protein binding; RNA binding. NCBI's taxonomy places the organism in Eukaryota, Metazoa, Arthropoda, Insecta, Lepidoptera, Pyralidae. The transcript has 10 exons. Gene Ontology annotation, cellular component: cytoplasm; exon-exon junction complex. The coding region runs from base 184 to 3519 and encodes 1111 amino acids. The record is from RefSeq and is a predicted model, not a curated record. Gene Ontology annotation, biological process: nuclear-transcribed mRNA catabolic process, nonsense-mediated decay.
AAAAAAAAAAAAAAUGUGUUGAAUCCUUGUUAUUUUUGUAAUUUUUCAUGUUGUAAAAAUUUCUUUACCUAUAUUUUAAUAUUAAAUAAAACAGUUUUGUAUAUGUCACCAUAAAAUGUUUAAUCAAAUAUUAACAAAACUAGAUUAACAUUUGUAGAAAAAAUCAUAAGAUACUGUAGCACAAUGGCUUCAAUAGAAAAGGAAGGGGAUGGUGAUGAAAAAGUCAUGGAAAAUACAUCAGAAAAUACAGAGGAAAAUGAGAAAGCAGCUUUUUAUGAGUAUAUAAAUAGCUUAGAAGCUCGAAUUAAACAGAAAACUGAGACGCGCAAUCAAAAUCUUAACUGUGUACGUCCUCCAGACAACCACUUUUCGAAACUUGAUUCAGGCCUCAAAAAGAACACGACAUUUGUCAAGAAAUUGAAAUCGUUUAGUGCUACACAAAUGGAUGCACUACUUAAGGAUUUUAGUGUGUUAAAUUUAACCAAGUAUAUCUCGGAAGUUGCAGCUGCUAUAGCAGAAGCCAAACUUAAGAUGUCAGAUAUUCCAGCAGCAAUAAAUUUAUGUUCUGCUCUUCACCGAACAUAUGCAGAUUUUUCUACAAAUUUCUUUGAAAACUGGCAAAAAAUAUUGACUUUUAAAGCUACUGAUAAAAUUACAAAUUCAUCAAAACUGCGUGUAGAUAUAAGAUUCUAUGCAGAAUUAGUUGCAGUGGGUAUUUUUGCCAACAAGACAGGUUUACCAUUAUUGGGCAAUGUGCUAACUGUUCUCAUCAAUAUGGAUAAAGAAGAUCACAACAAUAUACCAAUUCUACUGUCAUUUUGUAAACAUUGUGGUGAAGAUUAUGCAGGCUUAAUGCCUAAGAAAAUAAGGGAUGCUGCAGAGAAAUACAAUGUCACAGUUCCGAGAAACACUUUCCUGCCAGCUGAAAAACAAACAGUGGUAAGGACACUACUGAAGGAUUACUUCUUGUCGCUAACUAAACAUCUGUUGGCUGAAAGGGCUCAGUUACAAGCUCUUCAUGCUGCCAACCAACGUACUCUCCAUACUAGGGGUGAACUGUCUCAGGAGAGGAAGGAUCAAUUGGAAUUACAUCAGGCUACAUAUGACAAAUUAUUGAUUGGUGCACAAAACUUUGCUGAAGUGCUCGGAGAGGAAUUGGGUGAAGCUGGUGAACCCCCAACACUGUCCAUGGUGGUAACGGAAACACAAGGCACAGUGAGCAUAGGAGGCAAUGAGGAGUUCCCCAUGCAAGCUGGUACUGACCCAUGGCAAGAUGAGGAUACCAGAACUUUCUACACCAGCUUACCUGAUUUGAAAGUGUUUAUGCCCAAUUAUCAACCUAAAGAGACGGUUAAGAGUAAAGCUGAGACAGUAACAGAGGAGAUGUUAGAUGAAGAUUUAAAGGAGGAUGAUCUAAGUGACAGUGAGGAACCACCUACGGCGACGGAUGUGGAACAAGAGGAGACUCAACCCUCAAACAUUUCCAAUAAAUAUGCUCUUGAUGCAUUUUUAAAUGAAUUGCCAAAUUGUAUAAAUAGAGAAUUAAUAGACAAUGCUGCUGUAGAUUUUGUCUUGAAUCUUAAUACAAAGAAUAACCGUAAAAAGUUGACGAGGGUUUUGUUCAGUGUUGCCCGAACUAGACUAGAUUUGCUACCAUUUUACUCAAGAUUUGCAGCAAUAUUAUAUCCAGUGCUGCCAGAUGUUUGUAUGGAUCUGUGUCAAAUGCUCAAACAGGAUUUCAAAUAUCAUGUCAGGAAAAAGGAUCAGAUCAACAUUGAAUCUAAAAUAAAAGUAGUUAGGUUUAUUGGAGAACUAGUAAAAUUUGGACUAUAUUCAAAGAUGGAGGCAUUGUAUUGUGUUAAAGUACUGUUACACGACUUCAAACAUCACCACAUUGAGAUGGCAUGCAAUCUUCUGGAGACAUGCGGCAGAUAUCUGUACUGUAAUCCAGACACACAUCAGCGCACCAUGAUAUAUCUCCAACAAAUGAUGAGGAAAAAGACGGUUUCAGCUCUUGAUUCCCGCUAUGUCACGCAAAUUGAGAACGCGUUUUACUAUGUCUGUCCUCCUGAGACUCCGGCGCAGCCAAAAGAAGAAGAACCGCCUAUGCAUCAGUUCAUUAGGAAAAUUCUUCAUGAAGAUUUACAAAAGAGUAAUGAAGAAAAAAUUUUAAGAUUGAUGCGAAAAUUAAAUUGGGAAGAUCCGGAGAUUUUGGCGGUUGCUAUACAACACUUAGCUGGCGGGUGGAGAGUUAGAGCAAGCGCCAGGCGAGCCCUUGCUCGUCUCACGGCUGAGUUGGCAGCAUGGCAAGAGACUGUGGCCCCAGCCGUUGUUGACACAAUUAUUGAAGAAAUACGUGUCACGAUGGAAGACCCACAUCCUCGAUACAACCAGAGAAGAAUAGCUACUGUAAGGUAUCUUGGAGAAUUAUAUAAUUACAAGUUAUUAGACUCCCGCGAUGUAUUCACGGUGUUAUAUUCUUUUAUUACUUUUGGUGUAACAAACGACCAUAGUAAUAUAUCCCCUCUAGAUCCGCCAGAGAAUGUAUUCAGAAUAAGACUUGUUUGCGCGCUGCUCGAAACUUGCGGCGCGUAUUUCAAUAGUGGUUCCAGUAAAAAAAAACUUGAUUAUUUUAUAAUCUUCUUCCAAAAUUAUUUUUGGUUCAAAUGUACUGAUCCAUGUUGGACAGAUGAAAACAAAUUCCCUAUUUAUGUAAAGUACAUAUAUCAAGAAUGUUUAACAACAUUAAGGCCGAAAUUGACACUGUAUACGAGUUGGCAGCAAUGUAAAGAUGCCAUUGAAGAAUUACGGCAAACUCUUUACCCAGAAUUAGGUGAAGAAGACCAAUAUGACAAUGAGGAUCAAGGAGAUGAUAGUGUUAAUGAUGGACUAGAUACCAUUAUAGAGACAGAUGAUGAAACAGAUAAUCCUCAGCUACCAGAAGAAAGUUCAGAUGACGAAGCAAUAACAGAAAAUUUGGGCAAUGAUGACAAUGAAGUUCAGAAUGACGAAAUGAGCAUUGAACCAAGGAGACCAGCUCCUAAACCAGUUGAAGACUUAGAAUUUGAAUCAGCAUUUGAGAAAAUGGUUAUGGAAAAUAUAGCAGAAAGACAAAGAGAAAGUAGACCACAGCAAAGAGAUAUUGCAGUUCCAAUGACAUGUCGUCAAACUACUAAGAAAACUUACGAACAGCUACUGCAGGGUAAAGAGGGGGUGGAAUUUGUAUUAAUGGUGAGAAAAGGCACAAAACCACAAUACAAAUCAUUCAAUGCGCCACCAGAACUAGCCAGCAAUUUGCAACAGCAGGCCCUUGCUGAUAAACAAGAAAUGGAAAGAGUAAAAAGACUGACCCUUAAUAUAUCUGAGAGACAGGAAGAAGAAGAAUAUAGUGCUGAAAGUGGAGGUGGCUCAGGAGGCAGUGGAAACCCUAAUCGUGGUCAGCAUGUUCGUCAAAAAUACCAACAUCCCAAAGGAGCCCCAGAUGCGGAUCUUAUAUUUGGACCCAAAAAAUUUAAAUAAAAUAGAUAUUAAUAUUUUUUUAUGGAAAAUUUGUUUAUGGUAGUUGCAAAGUAAUAUACUUUUAUAACAGAUCAGUUAACCUAUCAUGAUGAAUUCAUCAAGAAUUAACCAUGAUAGUUUCCAGGGGGAACUGUGUGGAAGUCGACCUGGUUAGGUAUAUUGCUAGCAAUGGGAUUCUUAAUUCCCAUUACUUGUUAGUAAUGGGAAUUAAGAAUCCCAUUGCUCCCAAGUGGUAUAUUAAAAAAUAUAUAUUUUGUGUUUUUUAACACUCACAUUUUAUUAUAUUUGUAUAAUUGCAUUAAUAAAAUAUUUAUAAGAUUG